CCGAUCCCUGCCUUCCCUUGAAGUCGCUUGUGGUGCCAAUGAUAGCCAUUGCUGAAUGCUGCCCAUCUUGUUUUUCUAAUACUUAUAGGAAUCACCGGCCUCUUCUGACACUCCAACAACUCGAACGCUGCAUAUCUAACAAGCAGCAACAUGCCAAAACGACAAGGCGACGGCAGCAGUUCCAUCGCGGACGGACUCUUUCUCGGCAACAAAAGGGAAACCAUGAAACAGAUUUUGGAUCGACUGGAGGGUCUUACAGAUAAAAAUGGGCGUUUUAUAUCCGAGCUGUUCAUGGAGCUGCCAGACCGGAAGGAGUACCCAGACUAUUAUAUGACGAUAAAGAAUCCUAUUGCGCUUGACAUUAUCAGAGGUCGGUUGGAGUCAGGAGCAUACGACAACGAAAACAUUGGCAAUUUUGCCACGGAUCUGAGGACAUUGACAGCAAAUGCUAAAGAAUACAAUCGAAAAGGAUCGCCUAUUCACAGGGACGCAACGACACUGGAGAAUCACAUUGAAACAGCAAUGCAAGUUUUACUGGAUGAUAACAGCCAACAGGAGGAACACGAACAGUUUUCGAUCGAGUUCUGCAACCGCGUCCUAAAGACUAUCAAAAACCAUAAGGAUGAGAGCGGACGGCUGAUGUCAGAACUGUUUCUAGAGCUGCCUAGUCAUGAGGAAUAUCCGGAUUACUAUGAGGAGAUUGCGCGGCCCAUUGCACUAGACGGUAUCAAGAAGAAAAUUAACAGUGGCGCGUACAAAACUCUAGAGAGUUUUGAGGAUGACUUUGAGUUGAUGUUUGAGAACGCAAAGCAGUACAACGCCGAGGGAUCAGACGUCUAUCUGGAUGCAGAGGAGCUGCAGGGGCUGUUCUGGAAGGAAAUUGGCAAGGAUGGUCGUGGUCAACCGAAAGACAAGAACGCGAGGAAACAUGCCAAGGAGCUAACGCAGGUUUUGCAGAAUGGAGUAACAUACAAAGUCGGCGACUUUGUCCAUCUGAAAAACGACCGGGAUCCUUCCAUGCCCAUCAUCGCCCUAAUUUUCAGCCUUUGGGAAGACGAAAAUGGACAAACGGGAUUGGAUGCGACAUGGUUCUUGCGGCCGGAGCAAACUGUCCAUCCAUAUGCUAGUCGAUUUUAUCCCUCAGAGGUGCUCAAGGCGUCAGGAUCCCACGAGCACUUGGUGGGCGAAAUUCAGGAUAAAUGCUUUGUUCUAUACACCAGAGACUAUGUCCGGGGUCGACCAGUUGAGUGGAAGCAGGGUCAGGGCAUCUACCUGUGCGAGCAGCGGUACAACGAGGCAUACAAGUCUGUGUCAAAGAUCAAAAACUGGGCAAGUUGUCUUCCCCCAGGCAUCAAGCCCAGCGACAUGAAGUUCAACUUGUUUCCAGAGUCCUUGGUACUCAAAAAACUGCCAAGUGCCUCAAUGGUGGACAAAGCGGGGAAGCACGAGGCGAAUGAAGGUGUAUCACGGUCCAGUACGCCGCAGGAUAUGUCUACAGGGUCUAAAUUUGCUUUGGGUGCCAAUGUCAAACGCAACUCUGUCAAUCAGCAUCCGGGAUCUCCGCCACUCACCAAAUCCCACCACGGACAUGUUCCACCACAACAAUGGGUCCGAUGCAAUUAUUCCAGUCUCAGCACAGGAUUACAGUGCUCAGCUGUUUUCACGGACAAGGCGGAGCUCCAGCGUCAUGUUGCAACGGAGCACGCUAUCAUCCAGCAUGUCGCAUCGCCUCCCGCAAUGAAACGAGGGCGUCCCAGAAAGAACCCAGCCCCAGCUACAGCAGCAGCUACAGCACCUAGCAUCACCCAGACCAGCGUACCACAACAGCAUGCAAUGAUGGGUCAACAAGUAUCAUACUCCCAAGCUUACAAUCCCUACAAUCCUGCAGGACAGUACGGCGUCCCUGCUCGACCACCGGGCAUGCCGGGACAGGUCAUGCCGGGACAGGUCAUGCAGCCCAAUGUGGCUUAUCCACAGCAACAGCAGGUCAUGCACCCCAUGCAGCAACAACAGCAACAACAACAACAGCGAGGCAUGUCCUAUCAACAACCAUACAGUCAGCCGCUUCAAGCAGGGCAGCCUAGACCGCAGGCCUUUCCACAAGGCGUUCCUUACAGUCAGCCUUAUGGGCAACCCUAUCCUCAGCAACCGACUCAUCCGCAACAUCCUCAGUUCCCGCAACCCCAGGCACAACAAUUUGCGCAGCCUCAGUUCCCACAGCAAGGAUUUCCUCCGCAAGCGUAUCCUCAGCAGCAACCCCAGUAUCCGGGAAACUUCUCACCUCAACAGCAAUAUGCAAUGCAGCAACAGCAACAGGCACAGCAGGUGCAGCAGCAGCCUAUAUAUGGCCAAACCUACCCUGGACAAUCGUCACAUAUGCAGCAGCAGCUUGUGCAGCAGCAGCAACUCGCGCAGCAGCAACAGCUUGCCCAACAACAGCAGCUCGUUCAACAGCAACAGCUUGCCCAGCAGCAACAACAGCAGCAACAACAGCAGCAACAGCAGCAGCAACAACAGCAGCAGCAAUUGGCCCAGCAGCAGCAUCUUGCUCAACAACAGGCUGUUAUGCAACAACAAGCAGCCCUUGCCAAACAAGCAGCGAUGCAGCAACAGCAGCAACAGCAGCAACAGCAGCAGCAACAGAUGGCGGCUCAGCAACAAGCAUUGCAGCAACAAGCCUUGCAGCAACAGCAAAAGAAUAUGGCGCAGCUACAGAUGCAGCAGCAACAACAGCAGCAACAGCAACAGCAGCAACAGCAGCAACUUCAACAACAGCAACUUCAACAGCACCAACUUCAACAGCAACAACAGCAGGCAGCAAUGCAGUCGCCGUCGUUCCAGCAGCAACAGAUACCAGCAUCUGUCCCGUCACCACAGCAAUUUCAAAAACUAUUGCCACAGCAGCAGCAAACACCUAUAUCUCAGCAGCAGCAGACAGCUCCGUCAUCACAACUGGGUUCCCCUGUUCCUUUCAGCAACCAUGUAAGGACCAAUUCAGUAGGAUCGCCACACAUGGCUGGAGCGCUAACAGUUGCUACACCAGCAGUUGGCCUUGGUACACCGCUGGAGGGUACAGGAUUGGGUCUAACGGGUAUGAAUGCCAAUAUUGCAGACCAUGGACGGCUCUCGCCAGCAUUGAAGGAAGGCGCAUCGACAAUAUUGCCACCCAAGGCUACAGAGUUGUUUGUGCAUAACGACAAGGGUCAUGUGCUCUGGUUUGCUGGUCCUCCUCUGGAUGUGGUACCGCUGCCGAAGCCGCACCAUUCUGUUGAGUACUUGGCCAAGCGACAGAGGCUACACAAUGGAAAAGCACAUCGAACAACUGCAUCGAGUACUGCGAUGACUACAGUUGUGGAUGGUGGUCGAACAGAAGAAGCGAAUGAAAAGGGCGAUAUCAGUGAAAGUGCAUCUGUGGAGGCGCUGCCAGCGGUGCUCCAUGGCCUUGAAGGUUAGUGAAUAUUUUAUGAAAGCAGCCGAUACAAGGG
This is a messenger RNA of Gamsiella multidivaricata, 3485 nucleotides long. RefSeq lists its product as uncharacterized. The coding region runs from base 151 to 3453 and encodes 1100 amino acids. Lineage: Eukaryota; Fungi; Mortierellomycota; Mortierellomycetes; Mortierellales; Mortierellaceae. The transcript has 11 exons. Gene Ontology annotation, cellular component: RSC-type complex. Gene Ontology annotation, molecular function: protein binding; chromatin binding. The record is from RefSeq and is a predicted model, not a curated record. Gene Ontology annotation, biological process: chromatin remodeling.